UAAAAUUCCCCAAAAAAGGAGAGAGAGAGAGAGAGAGAGAGAGAUGGAUCCGCAGUUGAGAGAAGUAACGCAGCUCUUCGAGCGAUUCAAAGCCGCUUUUUUGAGGAGCGAUUUCGACACUUGCACCAAUCUCCUCUCCCAGCUCAAGGUGCUGUUGACAAAAUUUCCUAGCCUUCCACCAUCAUUCCAGCGUACUCCUAACGCUGUGGAGGAACUGACUGUAGCAAGGGAUAUAUAUGAGCAUGCUGUUGUUCUGAGUGUGAAGACUGAAGAUCAGGAUGCAUUUGAGAGGGAUUUCUUUCAGCUGAAACCUUAUUACACUGACACAUGUGGUAUAAUUCCCCCAUCACCACAAGAGUACCCAAUUUUGGGCCUUAACCUUCUGAGGCUUCUGGUACAAAACAGAAUAGCAGAGUUCCACACUGAACUAGAGCUGCUUCCGUCUAGUGCCCUAGAAAAUCCCUGCAUAAAGCAUGCUGUUGAACUGGAGCAAUCAUUCAUGGAAGGUGCUUAUAACCGAGUCUUAAGCGCCAGGCAGACUGUCCCACAUGAGACAUAUGUUUAUUUCAUGGAUCUUCUUGCAAAAACUGUUAGGGAUGAAAUAGCUGGAUGCAGCGAGAAAGCUUAUGACUACCUGACUAUAAAUGAUGCGAAGAAGAUGUUGAUGUUCUCCUCUGAACAAGAGCUUUUCCAGUAUAUAACUGAGGAACACCCUGAUUGGGAAACCAAGAAUGGGUGUGUGUUCUUCCAAAAGGCGAAAGAGUCACAGCCUAGUAAGGAAAUACCUUCCCUGCAGUUGAUCAACCAAACACUGAGUUAUGCUAGAGAAUUGGAGCGAAUAGUCUGAAAGUCUAACUGCACUCUCUCCUUCAUUCUUCUUCGUUCACAUUUUCAAUUACCGAACUCACUCAGAUUCAGCCUUUCAUAUCGCAGAAAAAUGUGUUAAAACUUUUGUAUUCAUCUUCUGGACAUAUCAUUUGUUUUCUUUGUCUUAAACAAACUCGUCUGGUUUCUUCUUUGGUUGAAGUGGAAAUUAUGAUUAUACUAUUUGGGCUGAGAUUUUCUUGUUAUCCAUGGUGAAACGAAGAGAUGAAAACCGGCUUACAUCUUUUGAUUUGCAUGAACUGUUGUUUUGGCUGAAUCCUUCAA
Ananas comosus (pineapple) is the source of this 1149-nucleotide messenger RNA. Its product is annotated as 26S proteasome non-ATPase regulatory subunit 8 homolog A. Lineage: Eukaryota; Viridiplantae; Streptophyta; Magnoliopsida; Poales; Bromeliaceae. Bases 44 to 847 code for a protein of 267 amino acids. The transcript is spliced from 6 exons. Gene Ontology annotation, biological process: proteasome-mediated ubiquitin-dependent protein catabolic process. Gene Ontology annotation, cellular component: proteasome regulatory particle; nucleus; cytosol. The record is from RefSeq and is a predicted model, not a curated record.